Molecule: messenger RNA, 3187 nt
Organism: Pseudoliparis swirei
Lineage: Eukaryota; Metazoa; Chordata; Actinopteri; Perciformes; Liparidae
Gene: golm2
Product: golgi membrane protein 2
Exons: 10
Coding region: 760-2217 (485 amino acids)
Source: RefSeq, a predicted model, not a curated record
AGCGCAUACACCAUGUCUAGUCGGCAGCGAAAGGAUGAGAUUGUGAUACAAAGCCCGGGUCUGCAGUGACUAUUUGCGUUGUGGUUAUUAAUAUUACAAGGGUUACAUUCGCCCUCCGCAACAAGAGACGAUACUUCCCCGCCAGACAGCCGUUAGUUGUGGCGUCGCAUCCACCGUUGCUGCUAGCUAAGUGUGGAGCGGUUAGCUGGACGACGCGCACGUCAACAAGAGCUAACAACGUGAGGUCGGGAGAGAAAACCAUCAGUGGUCUUGUUUGAAGGCAAUCCUGUGAUUACAGGAGCACCAGCCGUCUGCAUAUGCGGCCCCACUGGGCUUAUCCGGGCCCCGAGAAAACGAGGAGGCGGAGGUUACUCAGCGAGCUGUGAGAUCUGUGUUCGCUCUCCUCGGUGUCGCUGUCCACGUCGCGUCUCGUCUCUGCGUCUAACGUUGCCAGCUGAGCUAGGCCACGUCCCCGCGGGAGGAUUUCAUCUCACCCACUGACGUUGGACGAAUUGCAGAGACUGCCCGAUGUGCGGAAGGAGAUUAAGGCUCAGUUGCGAUGUGAAAAGUCGUGAACGUGCAUGACCGUCCGUCUGUGUAGUGGUUUUCUCCUUCCUCUUUUUCUUCUUCUUCCAGAGCGGUUGCCGCAUACACACGGCAUGUCACGUAGACGGAUGUGUUUUACAGCGGGAGACUCCUCUCAUCGGGCUCUGUAGGUUGCGCUCACAACCUGAAGUAACGUCCCACUUUGUUUUGGAAAUGGUCGGGUUCGGUGCAAACCGACGGGGAGGCCGCAUCCCGUCCUUCAUCCUCAUCUUCCUGAUGUUGAUCAUCGCCAUCCUGUCGUUUAACUACUGGACGGUGACCAGCAAGCACGGCCGCUUGCUGGAUGAGCUGGCGGAGGUGCAGGCGCAGGUGAAGCGCACGGACGCGGCGCGCAGUCGCCUGGAGAAGCGCAACUCGGAGCUGAUGGUGCAGGUGGACAUGCACAGGAAACAGAUCGACCAAAAGGAUGGAGAAUACACUGUGAUGGAGGGCAAGCUGCAGGCCCGGGAGGCUAUCAUCAAAAAGUGCAGUGACGAAAAGAUGAAGGCACAGGGUGACGUCACCGCCCACAUGACAGAAUUCCAGCGGCUGAAAGAGCAGCUGAAGGAGAUGAAGCAGGAGUUUAUCAAACAGGAAGAGCAGCUAAGAGAAGUGAAGAAAAACAGCACUACCUUGGAUCGAAAACUGGAGUACGAGAGUUUACAGUGUGGCCGUCAGAUUGCACAACUUAAGGAAGAGUAUGAAGAAACAAAAAAGACCCUGGAGGAAGAAGCAUCCAAGCUAAGACAGAGUGUGAUGGACGGCCAAAAGGGAGCAGUGGCGGGUUUACAUGCAGAGGGAGCAGCCGGGGUGGAUCUGGUUGGAGAGCGCCAUACUGUGGCCACUCGCCAGCACGACAGUCCAGAUUCAAAAGAAGAGAUGGGUAAGCCCGGCAGUGAUGCUGGCAUGCCUGGUAUUGAAGACAGUGAGGUGGGAAAAAUUGAGGAAGUUCAAUUCGCCUUGAAGAAACCAGCCAUAACUCAGAAGCACAAUGAAGUCCCUGAUGCUGUUGUCGGAGCUGGUGCCGGCCCCGGCCCCGGCCCUGGAGUCGGGGCGGCCGAUGGCCCCGGGGGCCAGGGCCUGUCCCUGGACCAGCCCGGGCUGCAGCAGGACAGAGUGGAGGGCCAGGCAGUCGUGGUUGCACCUCCAGGCAUCAACAAACAGGCAGGCAAACCCAUGGUGUUUGAAGAAGACAACAAGGCCGGGAUGAAGGCCGACGAACUGGGAGAACAGCAAAGACAGAUUCAAGCUCCUGAUCAUGUCAAGGGUGACCGUGACCACUUGAAGGCGAUUCCUCUGCCCCCCAACCCCGCCCAGGUGCCCAACCCCAUCCAGCCCCGCCGUGCCGAAGACCAAAUUCAAGCAAAGCCAGUUCGCCACCGUCAAAGCCGGUUCUUUGAUGAGAACGAGUCCCCAGUAGAUCCGCAACACGGCUCUAAGCUAGCGGACUACAAUGGGGAUGAUGGGAACGUGGGUGAGUACGAGGCCGACAAGCAGGCUGAGCUGGCCUACAAUGAGGAAGAGGAUGGUGAUGGUGGGGAGGAAGACGUUCAAGAUGAUGAUGAUCGAGACAUGCAGGGAGACCGAGCUGUGGAUUAUGGGAAAAGACAUCAAGCCAUUGACAUUCUUUGAAUGGGAACUUGUACAGCCGUAACCAGUUCAAAAUAUUGAGACUCCUUGACAGCCGAGGUCUUUACUUGGGAAAAUAGUUUGAACAUUAUUCUGUUGAAGAAUGUAUAGGGUUCAUCCUCAAUGUCACGGACUAUUUCGAAAAACAGACAUUGCAACUAAUGAAUUAAUUCUUAAUAAUGUACCACAAUACAAAGGAAAAAAAUCAUGGCGUUGUCCUGAGCUGCCGUUGAUUUUCUACUGGUUCUAAGUUAUGGCAGUAAGUCUGAUAUCAUGGACACUGACUGUUGAGUUUUGUUAUUUGAUAACUGCCUCAGUCUAGAACUGAAGAGCCCUGUUCACUCGCAGCUAAACUUCAAGGUCAAACUGUGUUUAGUUUUUUUGCUACUUUUCUUUACAGGUUGAUGUUGCUUGAUGUAAACAAACUCUUUGUCUGAGAUGUUUAUCAAAUAGACUAAUCCAGCAUUCUGCCUUUCUAACAUAGUUUUGGGACUUAACGUGGAAGACUUUUCUGUUUGUUUACUGGAGUGGGAAUCCAUUGCAAAUGCCAAGGACUUCACUUCUGGCCUAUUAAAUCAAUUCAUUUUCUUUGUGACACAGUCAGAAGUGCUCCUUUUUGUUUGUUUUUUCUAUGAUGCCAUUGCAUGCAUUUGAAACUUUUUAGUAAUUUACUGCGCAAAAUACUGAUGCUUAAGCAAUACUUAGAGCUAUGUUAGUAUCCUCCAGUGUGCAAAGAUUAACCAAGCACAUAUAGAACUGACAUACUGUACACAUGCUUCCAGUAAUGAGGUCUCUCCUUACACAAUGUAAAUGAACCAUUACCAUUUGUACCAAGGAAACUUAAUUAUCCACCUUUUUAUUUAGAGAAAACUGUAAACAUGAAAUCAGUUCUGUUUGUGCAGCCAGCAACAUUGGUUUCUCGUGGGAAAGGCACAUUGAAUGUAAUUUGAUUUGAUUAAAGGUAAUGCUUCAU